Laetiporus sulphureus 93-53 is the source of this 319-nucleotide messenger RNA. RefSeq lists its product as uncharacterized. The transcript is spliced from 2 exons. Bases 45 to 206 code for a protein of 53 amino acids. The record is from RefSeq and is a predicted model, not a curated record. Lineage: Eukaryota; Fungi; Basidiomycota; Agaricomycetes; Polyporales; Laetiporaceae.
GUCAAGUCUUGAACUCCAACGAUCGCGAAUGGGUCAGUUUCCCCAUGGUAGCGACAAGCACCAGCCACACAGAUGACCGUGAUGGAUCUGUGCGAGUUCCAGACGCUACCAAAUGGCCUAAUCCUUCCUCUGCGUUGACGGCGUAUAGCAACGACAGUCAAAAGCCAGGAGCUCUCACUGGAAUGGGCGAGGGCGCAUUGGCCUGAGCCGUUGGGGUACCGACAAGCAUGAACAACUCCCAAUGCGGGAGCUACGAUGAGGAUUUCUGGCAGAGAAGCGCAACGCGAUAGGGCUGUUCCCUAGAAGCUCGUGUGAACAG